Prorocentrum cordatum is the source of this 561-nucleotide messenger RNA. The record is from the annotation of a GenBank genome assembly. Lineage: Eukaryota; Dinophyceae; Prorocentrales; Prorocentraceae.
AUGGUCCAAGAUGAAAUAAAGCAUGUACAGCUUCUGAUGCAAUCGAUUGGAGGCACAGCUUGCUUCGAUGCCCCCUCCAUGUCCACUGUAGUGCAGUUGAACACGGACAAGGUUCUUUUCAAAACUUCGUCAAUCAGCGUGGUUCGAGAUCCCAGCAACGACCCAUCAGAAGCCGUCUCGGGCAGCGACAGUCUGCAGUUCAGCAGCAGUGGCCGGGGCAGGCUCGACAUCGAAGAAGGGUGGAAGAACUGGUGCUGGAGGUCGCCGUGCGAUGAGGAUUGGAUGGCACCUGCUCCUUGGCAUCUGAUUGGUAAGACAAUAUACGUAAGGCCAGAUCGCGCCAUUCUCAAGGCUACGUUUCGCAUGAGUGGCGCUACUGCGCGCGGGUUUGACGCGCAGCUCGUAACUUACGACCUUGGGACAAAUACAGAAAGCGAUUUCGCAUCUGUUGCCGUACACAAUUUCACGCAGUUGACAGGGGAUAUUAAUCUGAAGGGCUUCGCCCUCUGCCACUGGUUCCCCUCAUACUGCUUGCAUAUCCACGCUUGGUUGGUAGGUUGA